Messenger RNA from Pestalotiopsis fici W106-1, 1524 nucleotides. RefSeq lists its product as uncharacterized. The coding region runs from base 1 to 1524 and encodes 507 amino acids. Gene Ontology annotation, cellular component: membrane. The record is from RefSeq and is a predicted model, not a curated record. Gene Ontology annotation, molecular function: transmembrane transporter activity. The transcript has 5 exons. Gene Ontology annotation, biological process: transmembrane transport. NCBI's taxonomy places the organism in Eukaryota, Fungi, Ascomycota, Sordariomycetes, Amphisphaeriales, Sporocadaceae.
AUGGCGUACCACGACGACACUCGGAAUGAAAAAGUCAUGGACAUGAAGCACGAGGAAAAUGUCCAUACCGCAGCGGAAAGGGGCCUGGCCGCCACCGACAGAUAUGGUCAUUCAUUGGUCCAUAUUGACAAGGCCGCCGAGAGAAAGUUGCGCCUAAAGAUCGAUCUCUAUGUCAUACCUACUGUCGCGCUCCUCUAUCUGUUCUGUUUCAUCGAUCGAGCAAACAUUGGUAAUGCCAGGCUAGCUGGGCUCGAAACAGAAUUGGGCAUGACGGGCACGUACGACUAUAACAAGCUGCUGUCGGUCUUUUACAUCAGCUAUAUCCUGUUUGAGGUGCCCUGCAAUCUCGGUUGCAAGUGGCUUGGACCCGGCUGGGCGAUUCCAAUCAUGUCCCUGUGCUUCGGCAUUGCAUCUCUCGGUACUGCAUUCGUCACCACGUUGCCGCAGGCCUGUGGCGUGCGCUUCGUGCUUGGUGUGUUUGAAAGUGGUAUGAUGCCGGGAAUAUCCUACUACUUGUCACGCUGGUACCGACGUUCGGAGCUGGCCUUCAGACUUUCCCUCUUCAUCGUCAUGUCCCCUCUGGCAGGCGCCUUUGGCGGUCUUCUUGCGUCUGGAAUUCUGAGUUUGCCCGGCUUUGGUACUCUGCACAAGUGGCGCAUGAUCUUUGCGAUUGAAGGAAUCAUUACGAUUGGUCUGUCGUUGAUAUCCUUUUUCACGCUGACAGAUCGACCAGCGACUGCACGAUGGCUCACGCAGGAGGAGAAGGACUUGGCUAUUGCCAGAGUCAAGUCAGAGCGUGUCGGACAAACCAGUGUUCUCGACAAAUUCACCAAGAAGAAGCUGUGGCUCGGAUUCUGGAACCCUGCCGUAUUGAGUACAGCAUUCGUCUUCAUGCUCAACAAUAUCACAGUCCAGGGAUUGGCCUUUUUCCUACCCACGAUCGUCGCCACCAUCUACCCGACUUAUACAACAAUUCAAAAGCAACUUUACACGGUGCCCCCAUACAUUGUCGGAGCCUUCUUUACUCUACUGCUUCCUGCACUGAGUUGGAGAACGGACAAGAGACAGCACUUCAUCAUUGCUUCUGCGCCUUUGGUUAUGCUCGGCUACGCCAUGUUCCUCGGUAGCACCAACCCAACGGUCCGAUACGCUGCCACGUUCUUCCUGACCAGCAGCACCUUUGCCAUCGGACCCAUGGCCAACGCGCAAGUUGCCGCGCAGGUAAUUAGCGACACAUCCCGCAGCAUGUCGCUCGCUACCAAUAUGACAUUUGGUAACAUUGGUGGGCUGGUCGCAACCUGGAGCUACAUUGCCUGGGAUGCACCCAAUUACCACAUUGGCAACGGGCUCAACCUGGCAGCUGCGUCGACUAUUCUCAUCUCCAGUACCCUUACCUUGCUGUGGAUGGAGCGCGACAACAAGAAACGUGAUCAGAAGGACAUUGAUCAGGCGCUCGACGGGCUCACUUCCGAGGAGAUUGAAGAUCUGGAAUGGAGGAACCCAGCCUGGAGAUGGAGGCCUUAG